AGUGUUAUGGAAAGUCAAUCACUAUAUUAUUUCUCUGUAUAUUUUGUAUUCUGUAUUCCUAUUUAGGAUUUCUUCCUAAUUAGUAGAACACAAUUAUAGGAAUCAAUUGUAUAUAUAUACCCAUGUAUAGAUUAAUUGAAAUCAAUGAGAAUCAUCUCUUUCUACAUGGUAUCAGAGCAGGUCAUCAAUCUAGGGUGACUAUUUGUUCUCACUACCCAGCUCAGGAGAGACCUUGGCCGCCGACCGGCCGUUUCAACCCCGAUCAACAUCUCCGGCGUCGUCUCAACCCCCUCAUUCCACCACUGUGUGCUGUUGCCUAAUCCAGUAUAACCAUUAAAGGACUUCUGAGGUUUGGUUCUCAGAUCCUAUUUUGGUAUUUGCUUGAUUUGUGAUUUUGGGUUAUUUUGCUGCUAUAAGCACUUUGGAUUAGCGUUUUGGUUAGUUUUCUUUGUCUCAACAAAUGGCAGACAAUAAGAAUGUUAUUUCUGAUGUGAUUCCAGUGAUGACUAAGAUCACGGAACACAAACUUAAUGGUUCGAAUUACCUGGAGUGGAGUAAGACUGUUAGGGUCUAUUUGCGUAGCAUUGAUAAGGAUUAUCACCUUACUAAAGAUCCACCCACUGAUGAUACACGACAAACUUGGCUAAGGGAGGAUGCUCGGUUGUUUUUGCAGCUUCGGAACUCGAUUUAUAGUGAGGUAAUUAGUUUAAUUAAUCACUGUGAAUUUGUUAAGGAAUUGAUGGAUUACUUAGAUUUUUUGUAUUCUGGUAAAGGGAAUAUCUCCCGUAUUUAUGAUAUUUUUAAGGCAUUCUACCGUGCUGAGAAAGAGUUUAAGUCUCUCACGGCUUAUUUUAUGGAUUUUAAACGGGUAUAUGAGGAACUUAAUGUAUUGUUGCCUUUUAGUCCUGAUGUGAAAGUUCAACAGGCCCAACGGGAGCAACUAGCUGUUAUGAGUUUUCUUGCAGGCCUUCCUUCAGAGUAUGAGACUGCUAAAUCUCAGAUCCUCUCCAGUUCUGAGAUUUCCUCUUUGCAUGAAACGUUCACACGGGUCUUUCGUACAGAGAAUACUCAAUCUUCACAGCCUGCCAGUAGUGCUCUUAUUAGCCGUAAUCCAAAUGGACAACAGGGUAAUAGAAGAGGAAGUAGAUGAG
This is a messenger RNA of Hevea brasiliensis (rubber tree), 1151 nucleotides long. RefSeq lists its product as uncharacterized. The coding region runs from base 461 to 1150 and encodes 229 amino acids. Lineage: Eukaryota; Viridiplantae; Streptophyta; Magnoliopsida; Malpighiales; Euphorbiaceae. The record is from RefSeq and is a predicted model, not a curated record. The transcript has a single exon.